This is a messenger RNA of Daucus carota subsp. sativus, 753 nucleotides long. Its product is annotated as alkane hydroxylase MAH1-like. Gene Ontology annotation, molecular function: iron ion binding; monooxygenase activity; heme binding. The transcript has a single exon. The coding region runs from base 1 to 753 and encodes 250 amino acids. Lineage: Eukaryota; Viridiplantae; Streptophyta; Magnoliopsida; Apiales; Apiaceae. The record is from RefSeq and is a predicted model, not a curated record.
AUGAAGCGCAAACAAGUGGCACUUAAAAAUUCUGAUCACAUAUCUGCAGAAUUAGAUCUGUCAGCAGCGUACAUGGAAUUAGCAUACAAGGAAAACCCGGAAAAUCCUGAUAAAUUUUUCAGGGACGCUUUGGUUAAUAUGAUGGUUGGUGCGAGAGAUACAACUAGUACAGCACUUUCUUGGUUUUUCUGGCUUCUUUGGAAAAACCCAAUAACAGAAUCUAAGAUUCUACAGGAGAUCAAAACAAAUUUCAAUACAGAAGAUCUUAAAAGUUGCAAUCUUUUUAAGAAAAGGGAAGAGAUGCAUAAACUGGUUUAUCUGCAUGCAGCCUUGUGCGAGUCUUUAAGACUCUUCCCUCCAGCUCCUUUCAAUCACAAGGCUCCAAAACAAGCAGACGUUCUUCCAAGUGGCCAUCGGGUGGGCAAAAACUCAAAGAUCGUGUUGUCUUUUUAUUCGAUGGGAAGAAUGGAAGGCAUAUGGGGAAAAGAUUGCUUAGAGUUCAAGCCAGAGAGAUGGAUAACUGAAAAAGGAGGGAUUAAACAUGAACCUUCAUACAAGUUUACGGCUUUUAAUGCAGGGCCAAGAGCUUGUUUAGGAAAGGACAUGGCGUUCACUCAAAUGAAGAUUCUUGCCACGACUAUCAUACAUCGUUACAGUAUUCAGGUGGUUACAGGUCAUCCUAUAGUCCCAAAAGAUUCUGUUGUUCUGGAAAUGAAAUAUGGAUUGAGAAUCAGGCUGGAAAAAAGAAGCUGA